This is a messenger RNA of Conger conger (European conger), 1634 nucleotides long. It is a transcript of the gene mob4, whose product is annotated as MOB family member 4, phocein. The record is from RefSeq and is a predicted model, not a curated record. The transcript is spliced from 7 exons. NCBI's taxonomy places the organism in Eukaryota, Metazoa, Chordata, Actinopteri, Anguilliformes, Congridae. Gene Ontology annotation, cellular component: cytoplasm.
GCGUCCAGUACUGCUCUACAGUCCCCCUGGUGGCCUGAUGCGACACUGCAGCAAUGCGUCGGUCGUAUCCGGGAUCCUGGCGAGAUGGUCAUGGCGGAGGGAACUGCAGUUCUGAGGAGGAAUCGGCCAGGAACUAAGGCCCAGGACUUCUAUAACUGGCCCGAUGAAUCGUUCGAGGAGAUGGACAGCACGCUGGCGGUGCAGCAGUACAUCCAGCAGAACAUCCGCUCGGACUGCUCCAACAUCGAUAAGAUCCUGGAGCCCCCCGAGGGUCAGGACGAGGGCGUGUGGAAGUACGAGCACCUCAGACAGUUCUGCCUGGAGCUGAACGGCCUUGCAGUCAAACUACAGGUGAGUUUAACACCUGUUGUGUGCUGUGCUUUAACACCUGCUGUGCUUUAACACCUGUUGUGUGCUUUGCUGUGCCUGCAGUGUCCAGCCAUCGACUACACCAGGCACACGCUGGACGGAGCAGCCUGUCUCCUCAACAGCAACAAGUAUUUCCCCAGCCGAGUGAGCAUUAAGGAGUCGUCCGUGGCCAAACUAGGCUCUGUGUGCCGGAGAAUCUACAGGAUAUUCUCCCACGCGUACUUCCACCACCGCCAAAUAUUCGACAAGUACGAGAAUGAGACCUUCCUGUGUCACAGGUUCACGAGGUUUGUGAUGAAGUAUAACCUGAUGUCCAAGGACAACCUGAUCGUGCCCAUCCUGGAGGAGGAGGUGCAGAGCGCGGGGGGGGGGAGAGAGCGAGGCCUGAGGCUCCGCCCGCUUAUCAGAGGCCCCGCCCCCACCCCUGUUCACCUGAGGCCACACCCCUGUUCACCCGAGGCCCCGCCUCCAUCACACAAGGCCCCCGCCCCCUAACACAAGGCCCCGCCCCCCACCUCACCCAGCAGACACUACACCACAGCCCGCAAGAGCAGGAAGCUCUGGUAACGUUAGGGAAACGCUCUGGUAACGUUAGGGAAACGCUCUGGUAACGUUAGGGAAACGCUCUAGUUACGUUAGGGAAACGCUCUGGUAACGUUAGGGAAACGCUCUGGUUACGUUAAGGAAACGCUCUGGUUACGUUAAGGAAAUGCUGUGGGGGCCAGGGGGCACCCACACACACACACACACACACACACACACACUCACUCUCUCGACACAGAGAUGCACUCACACAUACAUGUACAAAUAGGCACACACGCAUACACAUUUAUGUGGUCCUUAUGUAUAUUAUAUAUAUCUAUAUUACCCCCCCCAUGCCCUCUGUAGCCUGGUCUACUCACUCUGGGCAGGGCUGCCCAACCCUGUUCCUGGGGAUCUACUGUCCUGUAGGUUUUUACCUGAAUCCCCGAUUCCACCAAUUAGCAGCUCGACAAGAUCUCUAGCUGUUGAAUGAGGUGUGGGCUGUGUCAGGGUUGGUGUGAAAACCUACAGGACAGGAGGCCUCCAGGAGCAGGACUGGGCAGCUCUGAUUUUGGGCUUCUGGUUUCUGCUCCGGCUGUUUCUCUCGCUCUCUCUCAUCUCAUUGGUUAAGUUAUUGUGUGGGCGGAGCCUCUCAUGGCCCACUUUUAUAUUUUAAUUUUUUUAAUGAACUAACGUUUGUUGUUAUUUUCAUUGUAUCUGUUAAUUAAAAUUAAUGUUACCCA